Pipra filicauda (Wire-tailed manakin) is the source of this 4128-nucleotide messenger RNA. RefSeq lists its product as uncharacterized. Gene Ontology annotation, biological process: regulation of translational fidelity. Gene Ontology annotation, cellular component: cytoplasm. Lineage: Eukaryota; Metazoa; Chordata; Aves; Passeriformes; Pipridae. Gene Ontology annotation, molecular function: double-stranded RNA binding; tRNA binding; nucleotidyltransferase activity. The coding region runs from base 1 to 2634 and encodes 877 amino acids. The transcript has 9 exons. The record is from RefSeq and is a predicted model, not a curated record.
AUGGGCGACGGCGCGGGGUCCCUGCACUGCUGCCUCGGGCUCCUGGGCAUUGCCGCAGGAUCACUUCUGCUGGCUGUGCAUUUCUACAGCUCAGCCAGAGCAGCCCCUCUGAUCCCCAGCACAGCUCUUGGAGUCCUUCUGCUCAUUUUAUCAGCUCUUUUGGCCUAUGCAGGGAUCCGGAGAAGCCCCAGGAAUGCCUCCCUGUUGCCGUCCCUCUGCCUGACCAUCUCAGCCUUCUGGUGUGGCUACGGAGUGACCUUCGUCCUGGCCGGGCAGGGCGCGCUGGGCGACGCCGGGGACCUCCGCGAUGCCGUGGUGCCCGGCCUGGCCACCUUCACCGUGGCACUGCUCCUCGUGGCAGUGGUGGGAUUGCUGUGCAGAGAGCCCGUCCUGGCCCUCAUCUCCGGUGCCACCUCCCUGGCCAGUGCCCACGACGUGGCCACGCGUCACAGCCGCGCCUUGGGCCCGUCCGCUGUCGCUUGCAAUUACCUCAUCGUCUGCUUGCUGGGGGGGUACUUUGCCCUGGGAAGGAUCCUCUAUUUCCUGACCAAAGGAAAAAUGGCCCUCCCUGGCACGGAUCUGGCCAAGAAAAAGGGCCACGAGCAGACCCAAGCCGCCGGUGGCAGCACCAAUCCCUUUGCGGCCACGGGGCUGAUCCUGAACAUGCUGUGGGCCGGGGUUUUUGGCUGCAGGCUCCUGGGCAUCACCAGCAAACUCUUCAUGGGCCAGGUGCCCUGGCUGUGGGCAGCUGGCAUCUACCAGAUUGGCAUCUGCAUCUUAUCCUACCGUGCAAUGGAUGUUCUGAUGGCCACAUCCUUUGGAUUCACUUCCAUCCUCAAGUUUGCUGGAGGCUACUGCCUCCUGUACCCACUGUGGCAGCCAGAGGAGCCAUCACUCCCUACCCCAUUCCUGGUGGUUUUCUCCAUCCUUUUUGCCGUCUUGGCUCUCUUCCUCUCCCUCAAGAGCCCUCUGGACGGCUUGUAUUUGCUGGUUUAUGUGGCCUCCUGCCUCGCCUUGGCUUGCCAUCCCAGGGGGUUUUUUGCAGGGGGCCCCCAAGGUGUGGCCGUGGCUGUUUUCGUGGCCUCAGCCCUGGUGGCUCUAAUUCACCUGUACAAUGUGAAAGCAGGGGCCAAGACCCCCCCAGGGAAGGGGAAGGGGGCUGUGAAGGCCCUCCUCGCCCGCAGCAGUUUCCUGAAGCUCCGUGAGGGGCCAGACCUUCACGCUCCAUACCUGGGCUACUCCAAGUAUGCAGAUGCAGAAGCUCUCGCCUUUGCAUGCAGCGUCCUGGCUUCUUCUGCUCUGACGGCCCCAGGAGACCCCCAGGCUCCCCUUGCCACCGUUGUCAUUCCAUGGGUAGUGGUAGCUGGUGGGAUCCUUAAGCUUCUGGGCGGCUCAGUGGCCUUUGCCAGGGGUAAAACCCUGGAGAGCAGUGCCUUCAUCCUCCACGCCGUCAUGUGGAUCAUCUGGGGCUUGGCAAGAUAUGGUGGCCUCUAUGGCACCACCAGAAGCUUCCACUCGGCCGUGGGCAUCGCUGCUUUCAUGCUCUUCAACGGCUUCAUCGUCCUCUGCACCCUCUUCCUAAACAUCACCUGGUUCUUCUACUCCCUCACGUUCAUGCUGGUCGCUCUCAGCUUCUUCCUGGAUGCCAUCCAUGCCCUUCCCACUGGAUAUGACACGGCUGCCACCCUCAGCUUCGGGCUGGUCAGCUUUUACUGCUUCCUGUCUGCCCUUUCCAGCGGCACCUUCGAGGGUCCCUGCCUGCCCAUGGGAGGGCCCAUCGUGCAGCUCGGUGGUGUGAGGGGAGGGAUGAGCAAGUGCCUUCACCUGCCCGCCAGGAGAGCGUCCUCAGUCAAGAGGAUUGCAGAUAUCCUGAGGAGUGGAGGGACUUGUGGCAUCCCCACAGACACCGUGUACGUGCUUGUGGCCGCCUGCAACCGCCCCGAUGCCGUGGAGAAAGCUCACAGGUCCAAGCGCCAGGCUCAGGAUCGCCCCAUGUCCCUCUGGAUUUCCAGCCUCAAGCAACUGGAACCUGCCAAGCAUUUGUUCACUCCCCUCCUCUGGGACUUCAUGGAGGCUGCCUGGCCAUCUCCUAUCAGCUUGGUGGUUCCCAGAGGUGAGUGGGUGGACUUCCUGGGAAUGAAGGACUCUGCCAAAUACGUUGGGACCCCUCAGAGCGUCGCCAUCCGCAUCCCCGACUGCUCUGUCACCACGCACCUCAUCGACCUGGUCGGGCCCAUUGUGGUCACAUCAGCCAACCCAACGGGAGAGGCCGACACCACCCACCACAACCAAGUGUAUGCCAGGCUGGGAGACAAGGUGGAUGCAGUCCUUUGUGACGGGCCCUCUCCAGAGAACGUUGCCUCCACCGUGGUGGACUGCACCAAAAUCGACAGUGGGAACAUUGGGUUCUUCAGAGUCGGCCUCAUCCCCAAGUCUCAGGUGCUGCAGAUACUGGAGCAGGUGCAGAAGAAGCACCAGGAGGCCCCCAACAGCAGCACUGGCCCCGUGAAAGGCCGUGAGGAAGCCCUGGGUCGCAGCCACGCUGUGCCCAACGGGGUGGGCACGGCUGCCCGGGCGGAGACAGGGCCAGCACAGGCCCCUGAUGAUGGUUGUGAGCAUCACACCCGCCUCUGACUCCAGGCAGCUCCAGCGACUCCGUGCUCAGUGGGAAACCAUUUGCUGGAAAAUGACCUGUCACUGGGGACUGGGAGAGGGUUUCCAGCUGUGGGGGUGAUUCAUUCCUUUUUCUCUGGACACUGCUAAAGUAUCCCGGUGCUGACUUACAAACCACAGUCACCCAGGAGGACAAUUUUCACUGGACGACGCUGCCAGCUUUCACUGGAGGGCAGACAUGACCAAAGCAAGGGUUAUUUUGGUGCCAGGCUGGCCCCAGAGUGCCAGGGCUUUAUUCCUUUCACUGGGAGGUGAUUCCUUCGGUUUGGGGCACGGAGGGAGGUGAAGUGUUUCAGAGUUACAGGGCGGGGGGAAAACACUGCAUGAAACUUGAAUCACACAGUCAGUGAGGUGGGAAAGACCUUUCAAAUCAGCAAGUUCAACCCUUCCCCCAGUGCUGCCAAGGCCACCUGUGUCCCCAGUGCCACAGGAAGGGGGAGAGGGAGCAGGGAAGGUGUGCUCAGGUGCUGUGCUGGGGGUACAAUGGACUGGCUGAAAUAGGGCAGGCAAAGGGUGGUGAGAUGGGGAGUCUUCUGCCAUGUCUUCUUUAGAGUGGAGGUCACCUCUUCAGACCUCCAUCUGGGAGUCUUUCCUCUGCUGGGAGAACCCAACACUCAAAAGCAAUGCCAUUCCCUGGAUGCCAUCUGCUGUAUUUCACUGUCAGAGCCAGGCUGGAAUGACCUUUCUGGUGACUCCAACAAUAUAUCCUUAGAGGUGCUGGAGAAUUAGGGAAGACCCUCCCUUCCCAUUUUCUGCCGAGUGUGAAUUUCAGGAGGGCAAUUUCUAUGUGUGUGAGGAGGCCAGGAGCUGGUCUCUUGCCUUACAACCCAACUGGUCACAUCUCAUGGCACGUCUCUUCCAGAGGGCAGAUUUCACAGGAUCAGGGGGAGGAAUUCCAGCCACUCCAGGCAAUCAUUUGUCCUCACUGGGGGCCCAGUUUCUGUGCAAACUCAUGAAAUAUGGGGAAUAAACCAGAGGAGCUGGAGAUGUGCCCUCACCUGUGAUCUUGGUGGCAUCUUGGAGAUGGGACGGCUCCUGUGAUUGGAGUGUUGGAAUGGGAGGAGACUCUUUAGGAAGGACAGGCAGGGUAGACAAAUCCAGUGCAGAGUGGGAGCUGCUGACCAGGAGGAGGUGGAAAGAGAAUUUCAAACCUUCAUGAGGAGUUUUCCUUGGCAAACUGUUGCUUGUUUCACCUCCAAAAACUGCUGAUCUUAUUCUUACCUGACUCAGGUGCAAGGUGCUGAUCAAACUCCAGCUGAAACCAAGCCAUUGAGUCAUUGGUUUCACCUGGAGUUGUGCUGGAAUUCAAGGACAAAUGCUGUGCAGUCAGAGGAGCUCAACCUCUACAAACUACAGCCAAACCAGGUCUUCUCAGCUUGUUCUCACAGAGCUGGCUCUCUUCCUGCAGAGAAAAUUCCAGAUCCAUUGAGUUUGUUAAAUAAAAUUGCUGGUCUA